AUGCGGCCAGGUCUGCAGGCACCGCGCGACAUCACCGACCUGCAUGCUGACCUGACAGCUCUGCAGACACCGCGCGACCGCAUCGACCUGUCUGCUGACCUGGUGGAAACUACGCGAUGUCUGAUGGGCGGCUGUCCGGUAGCCCUGAUGAUCCCGUUCUUCCCGCUGGGGGCGCGCCGGCGCGGCGUCUCGCAGACGGUGACAGACGCUGUGUUCAGCUGCUUCGCGCUGGCACAGCUGGUGGUGUACCCGCUGACGGGCCGCCUGGUACCUCGCGUCGGAGCCAGCCGCAGCUACAGCCUUGGACUGGUGCUGGCCGGUGUCUCGACCGUGGCCUCCGGCGUGCUGCCACUGAUCGACAGCACACGCGCCUUCAUCGCCGCCUGCUUCGUGACGCGCGUGGUGGAGGCGGUGGCGAUCAGCGCGCUCAACACGGCCGCGCUCACCGUCGUCGCCAACAAGUUCCUGGAGCGCACCAACACGGCCGUCGGCAUCACUGAGACGAUGACGGGCGUCGGCAUCUCGCUCGGUCCGGCCAUCGGCGGCGGCCUGUACCAGCUGGGCGGCUAUGGGCUGCCGUUCUACGUGCUUGGCGUGCUGAUGCUGACGUGCGCCGGACUCACGGCGCUGCUCAUGCCGUCUGUGGGCAAGCCGGUGCGGCGGACCCACGCCUGCCCCUGGCCUACGCUGCGGGUGUUCGCCGGCUCCGCCGAGGUCCGGCUGUGCUGCGUGAUGCUGCUGACCGUCUCCAUCAGCUGGACGGCCAUCGACCUAAGCAUCGAGCCGUACGUGGUUGUUGCAAUCAGCGUCACACCCGCGCAGCUGAGGCUCUACUUCCUGGCGGUCGCCUGCGCUUGCAUCCCCUUCAGCGCGGUCUGGGGGCGCGCGCACGACUCCGUGCAUAACACCCAUGCACUGACGACACCGUGCAUAGUGGGCGCGGCGCUCGGGCUCCUGCUGCUGGCGCCGUCGCCGCUACCGUACGGUCUGCGGCCCUCCUGGUGGCUGCUCGGAGUCGGCUGGACCAUCAAGGAGAUCUCGCAGCGCGGGGCUUUCAUCCCGCUCUUCAGCAGGAUCUUAAAGACCUGUCUGACAAGCGGACUCGGAGAUACUGUUGUGACACAGUUGUUUGUGUCCAGCGUAUUUUGGACGGUGUUCUCCGUAGGUAAUGUGAUGGGAUCCACUGUGGGUGGCAUGAUCUUCGAUGUGACCAGCUUUCCGGUGCUGGCGACGGUGCUGGCCGGUUGGACGCUGCUGGUGGCCGCGGCGUCGGGUACCCAGGCGUUCAGGGUACACCUCGAGUCGCGCUCCUCCAGCAGCUCGGCCGCCACGCCCGAUGGAGCCGAGUAA
Messenger RNA from Pollicipes pollicipes, 1350 nucleotides. RefSeq names its product MFS-type transporter SLC18B1-like. Gene Ontology annotation, molecular function: transmembrane transporter activity. Gene Ontology annotation, biological process: transmembrane transport. Lineage: Eukaryota; Metazoa; Arthropoda; Thecostraca; Pollicipedomorpha; Pollicipedidae. Bases 1 to 1350 code for a protein of 449 amino acids. The transcript is spliced from 3 exons. The record is from RefSeq and is a predicted model, not a curated record.